This is a messenger RNA of Athene cunicularia (burrowing owl), 6574 nucleotides long. RefSeq names its product pleckstrin homology domain containing M3 (gene PLEKHM3). The record is from RefSeq and is a predicted model, not a curated record. The coding region runs from base 241 to 2520 and encodes 759 amino acids. The transcript is spliced from 7 exons. NCBI's taxonomy places the organism in Eukaryota, Metazoa, Chordata, Aves, Strigiformes, Strigidae.
ACUCUCCAUCAUUUGCUUCAUAAAGGGAUUGUAGCCCACUUGAUCAGUGGAUGUUAAGUCUCCCAUCUGAAGACAGGUUGAUUUCUGCCACUAAGGAUUGUGAUUAGUGAAUGUAUUUUCCCCACCACCUCUAAGUUAAUGGUGUGCCAGGGACAGAUGUGAAGCAGCUCUUUCUUUGGAUAUUGAUGUGGUAUCUUGUUAACACAUCACGACACCUUGGGCGCACUGGCAGCACAGGAUAUGGAGGCUCUUGAAGUUGAUGACAUUAGUCCUGCCUUGGAAGUGACUGAAGACUUUUUCAAUAGUCUUGAUACUAAGCUUGAAAAGAUUGUGCAGCCCUCUGAGGUGUAUGGUGUACAGGAGGUCCCAGAACUGGUUGGGCACGAGGUAUUUGAUCAGAUAACAGAGAGCAGGAAUCUGAGGAACGUCGCCUCCUUAGCCAAAAGUAGCUUCAUCUGGGACCACUGCAAAAAUGGCCUCUUGGAAACCAAAGCUCAGACAGCGUUCCCUGCCAAAGAUCAGCGGGUGGUGCAGAGGGGAACAGCUGCUGACAACCUUGCUUGGGCAGGGGAAGGGGAGACCACAACUUUUAACAUCUUCAAUAUCUGCCAACGGAGGAGAGACAGGCCUCGCUCGGUGAAUGACAUCCUGGUGCAGAAUGAGGAAGCCUCCACAUUCAAGCCGGGACACAACAGGUCACGCUCUGAUAUCAGCCAUGUAAACUGGGGAGUGGUCUUCACGGGCACCUCCCUGCAGCAGCCACCUGCGCCUGGUCAGGACAAUAACUGUGCUCUGCUCUCUUACCUGGCGUUAACCAAGGGAGAGGACAUCCAAGGAAACACAGAACACAAGCCAAUGUUCCCAAAUAUUCUGAAGAAGGGAUACUUAGAAAUUAGAAGAGACAAUGAGAGUCACUGGCAAACCUGUUACGCUGAGCUCUCCCCAUACAAACUGUACCUGUAUUGCUUGGACAGCAGUGGCAACCAGACCCUUCCCACUGUGUAUCCACUCAUGCAUUUUCAAAGGGUCACUGUUACUGGCUGCAUUGAAACCAAGGUGGUGGAUGCUGUCCUGUCAGACAACUCGCAGCUACAGCUGAAGGCAGAGUCCUCAUGGGAGGCUUUGGACUGGGGACAGAAACUCUGGGAAGUGGUACGUGCUUCUGUGCCUGCUUUCACAAGACAGCAGGAGAAACUGGAGAAUGUGCCAAAGCUUGAAAAUAACAGUGAGCUUUCUCAAACGAAUGGAUUGUUAGAGAAGCCUGUGGACCUCUUCCUAUCCAUGAAUUUGACUGAAAACACUAAAGAGUACCAAAAUAUCCUCAAAUCAGGGACUCUGUAUAGGUUAACCAUCCAGAAUAACUGGAAAGCCUUUACUUUUGUCUUGAACAGGUCUUAUCUGAUGGCAUUCCAACCGGGUAGGCUUGAUGAAGAUCCUCUGCUGAGCUACAAUGUCGAUGUGUGCCUGUCAGUCCAGACAGAUACUCAGGAUGGCUGUGACUCUUGCUUUCAGGUCAUCUUUCCUCAAGAUGUUCUCCGCCUGCGUGCAGAGACCCGUCAGAGGGCCCAGGAGUGGAUGGAGGCACUGAGAGCAGCAGCCAAUGCUACUAGAAGUUUAACUCAGAAUCCACAGGUCACGCUCAGGAACAAACCUGGAGAUUGGCCAUUUGGAAACAAUGUUAGAAAAAGCAAGCGCCAGUCUGUGACCACCAGUUUCCUGAGCAUCCUGACCACCCUGUCCCUAGAGAGAGGGCUCACAGUUCAGAGCUUUAAGUGUGCAGGCUGUCAGCGCUCCAUAGGCUUGUCCAAUGGGAAAGCCAAGGUGUGCAGCUACAGUGGAUGGUAUUACUGCAGCACCUGCCACGUGGAUGACAGCUUCCUCAUCCCUGCACGGCUGGUUCAUAACUGGGACACUUCCAAAUACAAGGUAUCAAAGCAAGCCAAAGAGUUCCUGGAAUAUGUUUAUGAGGAGCCAUUGAUUGAUAUCCAGCAGGAAAAUCCCAUGUUGUACAAGCAUGUUGAACCUCUGGCAACUGUUGUCCGCCUGAGACAGCAGCUGAAAUCUCUCCGAGCCUAUUUGUUCAGCUGCAGAGCAGCAGUGGCCGAAGAUCUGCGUAGAAGGAUCUUUCCCAGAGAGUAUCUUCUCCAGCAAAUCCAUCUGUAUUCUCUUGCAGACCUUCAGCAGGUUAUUGAAGGAAAGCUGGCUCCUUUCUUGGGGAAGGUGAUCAAGUUUGCCACCUCUCACGUGUACAGCUGCAGCCUUUGUAGUCAAAAGGGUUUCAUCUGUGAGAUUUGCAACAAUGGAGAAAUCCUUUACCCCUUUGAGGACAUUUCUACAAGCAGGUGUGAAAGCUGUGGUGCUGUCUUCCACUCUGAGUGCAAAGUGAAGGCUGUACCAUGCCCCAGGUGUGUGCGUAAAGAAUUGCAGAAGAAGCAGAAAUCCUUCUGGAGGCAACUGAAUAUGGAUGAAAACUUCGAGGAGUCUUGCAACAUGUUUGAGUUGUCAUAUCAGAACACAUGAGUUCUUUAAAGAAGUGGCCAGCCUGAAGUGAAUCCCUUUCCCAGCUGCCAGCUCAAGCCAGGCAGAAGUCUUUUGCAAAAUACUAUCUGACCUUUUUCAUCUGUGAAUAGCAGCUGCCAAAGUGGCCAUAAAGCCUUGUUGGCUUUGAAAUACCAAUGGCUAAACUGCAUUUUGCGUUGAAGUCCAGCCACUAGCUCUCAUACAAAAUGUGGUUUACUUGAAAUGCUUUAGGUCUAGCUAAUUAAGCACCCAACUUUUUCUUUUCCACCUCUGGAGAAGACUUUUCCUCAAGGCAGAAAGUAUUUUCUGCCAUGACCACAUUAUUUUUUAUGUUGUUCAUUUAGAAUUGAUGAAUCAUCUACUUAUUUAUGUGUAUUAUUUAUUUAUUACUAGCCUUGGCAGAGGUUCUGGUGAGGUGUUUCACAGAAUCCAAUAGGCCAGGAAUGAUUUUAAACCCACCUGCUCCUUCUGAUGUGGACACGUGGUUCCAUUUCCUCUGUUUCCAGAGAGCUAUAUUUAAAGGAUCAGUGCAUUUACAUAUCACUCUGAGGAAAGAAAAGUAUCUCCCAUCAAACCUUAUUUGGGGUGCUUACAAACAGAAGACGCAGAAUAAUUCCUUCAGCUGUGUUUAUAGAUUUAUAACCACCCCAGUGAACUAUUCCAUACACAGAUAAGCAGGGGACUUGCUACUGUUCUUGUUCAGGCUGCGUAUAUUGGUUAAGCUCUGUCACUGAAGUCCAUUAAGUUUUGCGCUGGUUAUUUUUGCUCUGUGUGAGGCCACAUCUUCAUCUCCGGUAACGUGGUGUUGGUUUUUACGUCCUACUAGUCUCACGUUUUAAGGCAUUUUACAUGUUCACAUUGGUUUUGGUUUUAUUUUGUGAAGUUUGCUUCAAAUGUCUCUCUAACCUGAAGCUGUUCGACCAAUAGUAAGGAAAGUGGUCUUGCCCAUGUUAGUUAGAAAGUACCUCCAAAACUGUGAAACACUUGUUUGCUGUGUUCAUGUCCUGCGUUCUCUGCAAGCUCUAAGGGCUUUUAUACUUCUGUAGUGGUGGAGAGCGAAGUUCCUUGAGGUAUGGUUCUGCGCCACACACCUGGAACACAGGGAAACGUUAAACAUGGUGAAUUACGUACAUUGUGAAAGGGGGGUACGUGAUGGAUUUAACUGCAGAGGUGUUAUGUCAUCACUAGCAGUAUGUUUAAUUCGUUGUGGCUUCACCUCCUGUGAGCACUUAGGGAUUGUCCUCCCUCCAGUCCACAUUCUUAACUCUUUCUCCAGACCCUGCAGCAAUAUGUGUAUUGCAUACAUAUGAAAGCAUACACACACACACACACACACACACACACACAUAUAUCUGUAUAAUGGUUUCAGGAGAAAAAAGCCAGUCACAUGCAUGUGUAUUUUUCCUCUCCUCUCACGUAGGUUUGUGAAAAUGCAGAAUACUGAUCUUUGCUUCCUAUAUAAUCUGUAGGCUGUUGUAUUCAAGGCAGAAAACAGUCUUGAUCAUUGAAGCACCUCACUAAUUGCUAAAGUAUUUUAAAUAAAAGAACAGGGUAAAUCAUGCUUACAUUAAAAGGUAGAAUGCUACAACAAAUUUCCUUUUACUGGAGUAUAAGAGGCUUUUCCAGCCUCCAGUCAAAGAAAGUAGCUGAAUCUGAGCUUUCUCAAAUUUGAAUGCAACUCUAUAUAUAUAUAUAAGCAUGUUUAUAUCUGUAUACAUUAGACAACCAGUGCCUUUCUUUUCCAAAGUCCUUCUCUCAGUGGGAUUCUUUGGAAGGAAGUGAGGGUUUUUCCGUGUUCUUGGCAAAGUAGUAUAGGGUUCCUCAUAUUUAAUAAACCUGGUGAAUCAUGCACCUUUGUCACUGAAAUUAAUACUUCAACUCACUGUUCCUCAUGUGAAAUGAGUUGCUUUUGGCUAUCAUCCUUAACGAUACAAUGUUCCUUGCAAGUCCAUUCCCAUGUGAAGAAUUCCCUGCAUGUUCACAAAUGCAAACACUGGGUAUGUAUUGUGGAAUUAGUCAUGCAAACAGGAACUGCAGUGGUACUGGCUGAAUAAACAGUACGCUCCCAUGUUUUUCAGCAUGUGUCACUACAGCUAGUCUUGUGGCAAAGCCAGUAGCUCUGAAAGCAUCAGAAUCUGGCAGGUACUAUUUUGAAUUAGUUCUAGACAUAAUGGUGGGUCAUUAAAAAAAAGCAAUAUUUUUCAUAUCAUUAUGCUUCGGUAUUUGAGAUACCUUAUAGCACUGAUUCGUGUCCAGUUCGGUUUAGAGAAGGGUGCUUGUGUACACUGUCAAAAACCUAUGGAGUCAAGGAGUCAAGGUUCAGACAUUGCAAACUGUUAGUUACUUUGAUAGAUGCCCUGAUCUCCAAAGUACUGGUUGAGCGGGUGGUUAGAUAUUCUAGUUGAAUUCUGGAAUAACAGCAUAGGCAGCAUUGGAGUUACUCUGGGUUUGUACAGGUGUUACAGAGCAGUUUCUUUGCUAACAGAGGUUUACAGAAAAAAAAGUGUAUGAUGUCAGCAAAACUGCUGGAAUUAGUCAUGGGUCUGGAACCACCACUGUUAGGGCAAAGAGCAAAAGUGUGUUCUUAUGAUAUGCUGGCAGCACCCAAAGCUUUAUGUAAAAGGAUACUGUACAAUACGGACCAGAUUCAUUUCUUUAAAAUGUAAUGUUGUUGUAAACAAGCCAGUUCCUAAAAUGGAUACACAUUCACUGAUUUCUACUUUGAAAAAGGAAGAUAGCUUCUCAUGGUUGCUAGAAGAGCAGACUUUAGUGUGGAAGAUGCUUUCCUCUCAGGGAUGCCUAGCUCCUAUCCAAAAAAAGUUAUUCCGUAUGAAUGGGUAAGGUAAAGUCUUCUGUCACUGCUUUUUGUAAGCAUAAUGAAAGGCUUGAUCCUGCCCUCUGAAGGUGCCCGUGCAGUAGAAACAAGCCCUGUUCAUUUUCUGGAGUGCAUGGCAAAAGAAUAAACUGAAACUACUCACAUUACUAACUCUCAAAAAGACCCAACUCUAAAAGGAAAGUUUUCCUGCAAUAGCCAUCUGCUAGCAGGAGAUUCAGCCUGGGGUUCUAUAGGUGGUUUGGGUUUCAGACAACUCUGUACCCUUGCAUGGUUGUCUCUGCUCGUAGUGCUGCAUACUUGUCCCCACUGCUACUCUUUUCCCAUUCUGCAGCCUGUAGCCUGCACGUGGCUCAGCUCUGUGGGCUUCUGGGUGGGCAUCAGCUGGAAAAGUACCUGCGGUCUUUCCAGAUUGCACAACUCUGUCCCCACACACACGAGGUGAAAUUAUCUAUUAGUACUUCUAGACUUGUCCUACCCAUGCAUGAUAUAAAUUUGAACAGUAGCAUUUCAUUGUGAAUCAAGAAUAAAAUGUGCUGUUUGUCUCCUACACAGAGAAGGUGCUUUCAUAGCUGACGGAGGAGGAAUUGAUCUGUACAUCCAGUUACUGCUUUUGCUUGUACAGAACUUGUAAUUGGUGUAGAAAUAGGGCCCUUCGCUGCAAUGGACUAUAGCUGGACCCUAUAUAACUACUUAGAAACUUCCCAUCUCCAUUUAGUUAGUCUAAGAUUAUUUUAAUCUAGGACAUUGUAGAGAUCCUUAUGCGAGUCUUUUUUCCUCUUUACCCUGACUCUCUAGCUUUCCUUUAAUGGGAAGAAGGACCCACCUAAGGGUAUGCAAGCUGCAGCUUUUUUUAUCAACCUAUAAAAAGAGAAAAUUGGAUCUGUUAUGUAGAAAUCUUUCUAUUGCUUUUUUUUUUGUCUGUCUUGGAUGAUGAAAAAUGAUGGGUUUGUGAUGUGACACAAUAUCAUGUCUGACACAUACCAAUAUGAGCUCAUUGCUGGGAUGAUAGGAAUUGGCAGUUGUGAGGAUUUCCUAGAUAAGUGACAGAAGAUACUUUUUGGUGAGGAACUUGAGUUUUUCACAAUACUCCACAGGCUCUGAUGGCCCUGUUAGGAGUUAAUGAUCAGGGUACCUCUAGAGCUACUCUUGUCAAGGCUUCUCUUAAUAUCAGGAUACUGUAUGUAUUAUAAUGGACUGAUGAUGAUGAUGUCCCGAAAG